AUGGCGCCUGUCAACAUUGUGAUUGUGGGGGCUGGAGCUGCUGGUAUCACCAUUGCCCACUCUUUGCUUCAAGGGGUUCCCAACGCCAAGGUCUUACUGGUCAACCCUGCCCAGACCUUCUACUGGAACAUCGCAUCCCCGCGCAUUGUCGCCAAACCCAAUGCCUUCAAGCCGGAGCAGUACUUGCUCCCGAUCAAGGACGCCUUCGCGCAAUACUCGGCUAGCGCAUUUGAAUUCGUUGCUGGAACUGCAACGGCUAUCAACGUUUCUGCAAAGACUGUGGCCGUCACGCUCAAUGGCAGCGGCGACUCGAAAGAUUUCUCUUACGACCAUCUCGUGAUCGCAUCUGGAAGCACCAACCUAUCCGCCACUGGUGCAGUUACUGGGACCGAGAUCCCAUUCAAGCCAUCCAAUCGGGAUGAUGUCAAACAGGUUGUCGAAGCUGCCCAACAGCAGAUCGCUAAUGCCAAGGAGAUCGUGAUCGGCGGUGCCGGCCCAGUAGGUGUCGAGUUGGCAGGUGAGCUUGCUGAGAGCCUGGGCAGCAAAGCAACUAUCACCUUGAUCUCUUCUGCAGACCGUGUACUCCCUAUGCUGAAGCCCUCUGGCAGUGCCGUGGGCGAGAAGAAGCUGAAGGAGAAGAAGGUCAAGAUCAUUACCUCCACCAAGGUCACCGGUGCCGAGGCCUCGGCUGAUGGAACGAAGUCCUGGACUGUCACUCUGGACAACGGAAAGAAGCUGGUUGCUGACGUGUACAUUCCCACGACCGGCGCCAUCCCGAACAGCAGCUUCAUUCCUGCAGAGUUCCUCGACAACAAUGGCUGGGUCAAGGUCAACGAAGAGCUGCGUGUGCAGUCCUCCAGCGGUUCGGCUCUGCCCAUCUAUGCCGUUGGCGACAUCAACACCAACAACAUGCGCUUGAGUUUCAAGGCCACCGAGCAGGCCAAGAUUGCCAUGACCAACAUCAAGGCAGAUAUCUUGGGCAAGGGCGAGCGCAAGUCCUACGACCAGGGUAACAGCGUCAUGAUGGUUGUCCCUGUCGGAGAGACUGGUGGCACCGGCCAGCUGUUUGGAAUGACCCCGUUCAACUUCCUGGUGAAGUAUGUCAAAGGCAAGGACUACCUUGUGUCCAAGGCGCCGCAGUAUCUAGCAGGCAAAGCCUGA
Molecule: messenger RNA, 1161 nt
Organism: Penicillium daleae
Lineage: Eukaryota; Fungi; Ascomycota; Eurotiomycetes; Eurotiales; Aspergillaceae
Product: NAD(P)/FAD-dependent oxidoreductase
Exons: 1
Coding region: 1-1161 (386 amino acids)
Cellular component (GO): cytoplasm
Molecular function (GO): flavin adenine dinucleotide binding; electron-transferring-flavoprotein dehydrogenase activity
Source: RefSeq, a predicted model, not a curated record